This is a messenger RNA of Sinocyclocheilus grahami, 310 nucleotides long. RefSeq names its product 39S ribosomal protein L38, mitochondrial-like. The record is from RefSeq and is a predicted model, not a curated record. The annotation marks the transcript as partial. Lineage: Eukaryota; Metazoa; Chordata; Actinopteri; Cypriniformes; Cyprinidae. The transcript has 2 exons.
CUUAGUCACCGGUCUCCCCCUCAGGGUCCGAUGCCAAAUGAAGACAUUGAUUGGACUCGACUGGACUCUCUGGAGAAAUACCGCAGUUACACUCGCUACGUGAGAGCGGCAGAGGAGACCGACCGGAAAGAUGUUUGGUGGAAGACCUAUAGGAAAUACCGAGAGGAGAAGAAAGAAGCCGUUGAACCGGUCAACAUUGGGCUCCCGCAUCAGCGUCCCUCCAGGGAGACAGAGGUGAAGGAGAGGAAGAAGGUGAUGCUGGAGAACAAAAAGAACCCAGAGAUGGAAAGAGACGAUCGACUACGAACAU